Molecule: messenger RNA, 428 nt
Organism: Sinocyclocheilus grahami
Lineage: Eukaryota; Metazoa; Chordata; Actinopteri; Cypriniformes; Cyprinidae
Product: high mobility group protein B2-like
Exons: 3
Biological process (GO): regulation of transcription by RNA polymerase II
Source: RefSeq, a predicted model, not a curated record
GAGCGCGUCACGCACGCACAGCACGAGCAGUCACGUGGGAGCCACAGCACUGAGGAGAAGCGCUAGCUGGUCUGCAGAGAAUAAAGAACAGGUUCGAGUGUGUUGUUUUCCGUCAGCUGAUCAGUAUGGUGAAAGGAGACGUAAACAAACCCAAGGGAAAGACGUCUGCGUACGCCUUCUUUGUGCAGACGAGUCGCAAUGAGCACAAACGCAAGACUCCCGACGUUCCCGUCAACUUCUCCGAGUUCUCCAAGAAGUGCUCCGAGCGAUGGAAGGCCCUGAGCGCUUCAGAGAAGACCAAGUUUGAAGACAUGGCUAAAGUGGAUAAAGUUCGCUACGACAAGGAGAUGACGAGUUACGUGCCGCCCAAAGGCGUCGGGAAGAUGAGCAGGAAGAAGAAGGACCCGAACGCCCCGAAACGCCCGCCG